Peniophora sp. CBMAI 1063 is the source of this 1419-nucleotide messenger RNA. NCBI's taxonomy places the organism in Eukaryota, Fungi, Basidiomycota, Agaricomycetes, Russulales, Peniophoraceae. The record is from the annotation of a GenBank genome assembly.
AUGCCGCACCCAUACCCCGAGUUGGCGCGCACUGUGCUCCUCCAUCCUGCGAUCGACAAUCAUGCACACCCUCUCUUAACGGAAGCGAACCGCGAUGCCUUUCCCUUCGAAGCCCUUGUUUCUGAGGCUUCCGGCAAAGCUGCAGACGAUAUCCCCAAUACGUUGAUAUUCAACCACGCUACCGCGCGUCUUGCCGAGCUCUAUGGUCUGUCACCCUACACGCAUGUAUCGUCCCCGGAGUCUGCUGCGGUCACCUCCCAAGACGAGAUACCUCCGGAGAUUGGAACUGGCAUCGGACCAGGGAGUACGUGGGAUACAGUGAAGAAGUUCCGAGCCGCUACCUCGUACGGAAAUUUGAACGCGCGGGGCAUGAAAGCCUGCCACCUCGAGACGCUGCUCCUCGACGACGGUCUUUCUGGGGUGGAGACCCUCUGCAUGGCACGCGAAGCCCAUGACGAGUUCACCCGGAGCCCGUGCAAGCGCAUUGUACGCGUUGAAGCCGUUGCGCAAGAUGUACUUGCAGAAAUCUGUAGGGAUCCAUCUUCUCUAGACCCAGAAGAAGCCACUCUCGACUCACUCUGUGAGAUGUGGCUAUCUCGCACAUACACACUCCUCCAAGACGCCGGAAACGAUAGUGCUGUCGUAGGCUUCAAAUCAGUUGUCGCCUAUCGUACGGGCCUCGACGUUACGCCGUUAUCUGCAGUCUGGCGAGACUGGAUCAACGUUGCGCUUGCACCACGGGGUGGCGCCACAGCAGCAGUCGGAUUUCCAGAUGUGGAUCGUGACCUGGUGCCCACUUUGCGGUCAUGGAUGAAGGAACAGCAAUCGAAAACCAUGCAAGCAAAGUCGAGUGGCGGAGAGGCAUCGUUCCGGAUCCAGAACAAGGCGGUCAACGAUCUGCUCGUGGGCAUCGGCAUGAUCGUCUCCGAGCAGUUCUCUAAGCCCAUUCAGUUCCACACUGGCCUCGGCGACUCCGAUCUACGCCUGGCCCGCGCUUCGCCUUCACAUCUUCAGCCCCUGCUCGAUGCACACCCGGAUACGCGUGUCGUGUUGUUGCACAGUUCCUAUCCCUACACGCGCGACGCCGGUGUCUUGGCAGCUCUAUACCCCAACGUAUACCUAGACUUCGGCGAAAUCUUUGCUUUCAUCAGUCCUGACGGGCAAAGGGCAGUUAUCAGGGAGAUGCUCGAGAUGGCACCGUGGUCCAAGAUUAUGUGGUCUACGGAUGGUCAUUGGUGGCCUGAGUCCUUCUAUCUCGGCAGUCUCCUUGCACGCGAAGCACUUCUUGACGUAUUGACGUCUACUAUUCGCUCAUCCCGCUUGCCAGUCUCGGUGGCGGUGGAACUAGCGAAGAACGCGCUGUUCCACACGGCGAACAAAGCAUACAAUCUAGGACUUACAGCGCCGGAAGGCUUCUGA